AUGGCAGGGUGGUCGAUGCUAGCUGAUGGGUCGGUGUUAGAUUGCGGGAAGAAGGAAGAGUCAGACUGCUUUUCGGAAUCAAAACGCUGCGUUUCGGGGUUGCCGGAUAAGCUCCGGAGCUGGUUUGAUCAGUUUCUUGGGGUUCUCUUGAGAGAAAUAUGUGCAAAAGACUCGGCCCGGCCGCUGCCUCCGAUGCUCGGAAAUGGGCAGAGGGUGGAUUUGUUUAAGCUGUUUUGGGCUGUGAGGAAGAAGGGUGGGUUUGAUUGUGUUUCGGAUAACGGGGUUUGGGAUUUGGUUGCUGGGGAGUGUCGGUUGGGUUCGAGUUUAGGUGGGGCUGUGAAGUUGGUUUAUAGUAAGUAUUUGUAUUUGGUUGAUAGGCUUUUGGAGAACAGGGAUUUGGAGUGGAGUUUGGGGAGUAGUGGCAGUGAUUUGAAGAAGCAGUUGACGGAUUUGCAGGAUGAGUUUAAAGGGAUGUUCCCUGAAGUUGGUGAUCGAAAGGUGAAUAAGGCGGGGUAUUUGAAAGAGGAAAUGUCGCCUAAGAGUUUGAAUGACAGUAAUGAGGAGGCGGGUGCGGGAGGAAAGGGUAGUAGGAAUAAGAAACGUGUUGGUAAUGUGGGGUUGGAUUGGGAUUCAGGGACUGUGGAGGAUGCUGGGAAGUUGAAUAACAAUGAGGAGGUGAAAAGUGAGGUGGUGGAAUCCGGUGGAGGGAAGAAAGUUGAUGACGACGAUGAUUAUGUAGAUGUACUGAUUGUGAAUCCAGCCACAAUGGAAGUGAGUUCCUGUCGUAAAAGGAAGCGAGAGUCCUUUUGCGGCAUGCUGAAUUGGCUUAGAAUGAUUGCAGCAGAUCCUUGUGAUCCUUCGGUUGGUUCCUUGCCGGAAAGGUCAAAGUGGAAGUCCUUUGGGAAUAAGGAGAACUGGAAGCAGGUUUUGGGUGCUCGAGAGGCCAUAUAUCUGAAGAAGAAUGCUGAUUCAGUUGCAGAACAGUUUAACGGGCAGAAUAAUCUGAGGAUGCAUCCAAGCAUGUAUGAUGAUCAUCUUGGCACCGCUUACAAUCUUAGAGAGAGGCAGAGAUUGGAGAAGCAGCAAAGGACAAUGUCUGAAUCAGGAGCCUGCUUAUAUUCAUCCCCGGGCAGUGAUAUGUCCAAAAGCAGUCCUGGCAUGGAGGACCAUAUUGAAGUUCGUGUUGGGUCAAAAUUUCAAGCUCAUGUACCAGAAUGGACUGGUGAGUUAGAAGAAAGUGACGGGAAGUGGUUGGGGACCCGGGUUUGGCCAAUACAAAAACCAGAGCAACUAUAUCUAAUUGAAAGGGAUCCAAUUGGAAAGGGAAGGCAAGAAUCUUGUGGCUGCCAAAUGCCAGGUUCUAUAGAAUGUAUUAGAUUUCACACAGCCGAGAAAAGGUUAAGAGUUAAGCGUGAACUGGGAUCAGCUUUCUACCAUUGGAAGUUCAAUGAGAUGGGUGAGGAAGUUGGGCUCCCUUGGACAGCUGAAGAAGAAAAUAAGUUCAAGGCCAUAAUAAAGGCAAAUCCUCCAUCUCUUGGGAAUACCUUCUGGGAUGAUAUAAUUGAGUCAUUUCCUAAGAAGAGCUGGAGAGAAUUGGUAAGCUUCUACUUCAACGUCUAUCACUUGCAGCGUAGAGGAUAUCAAAACAGGUUCACUCCAAACAACAUUAAUAGCGAUGAUGAAGAUUUAGAAUCAGGAACAGCUACUAAUGGUUUUGAACAUGAAGAACCCAAUUCUUCAAAGUCAAUUUUGAAAUCCCCGCACAAGCCACAUGGAAAAUACAGAUAACCAUAUGAAAUCUACUACAGCUGAAUCAUCUUGGUCCUUGAAAUUUUGGGUGGUAAAGAUUUUGUCAUGAUUACAAGUGACGUUGAACAGAUCUAUGGAAAAGCUCGGGAGGAAGCAGCUUUGGCUAUUCACAGAUCCUCCAUCUCCAAGUCUGGUUUUGCGAUCCUUUUUACUUUGAGACAUGUUUCCUAUUCUUGACUGUCGAUGCCAAAUACAGGUACUUUUAAUUUGGAAGUUUCUUUUAGGUUUCUUACAGCUAGAGGCGACUGAAAGAAGAAGCCUUGGGAAUUAUAGGGGAAAGGUAUGUCAUUAGAUGUAGAUCAGAAAUAGUGGAUUCUGGAAGUCAGAUUGUGGUCUCCAGAACCUGUAAUUGCAAU
Messenger RNA from Fragaria vesca subsp. vesca, 2165 nucleotides. Its product is annotated as AT-rich interactive domain-containing protein 1-like. The record is from RefSeq and is a predicted model, not a curated record. The coding region runs from base 1 to 1788 and encodes 595 amino acids. Gene Ontology annotation, molecular function: DNA binding. The transcript is spliced from 2 exons. NCBI's taxonomy places the organism in Eukaryota, Viridiplantae, Streptophyta, Magnoliopsida, Rosales, Rosaceae.